AUGGCUCUCUCUCCCCAGAUCACCAACCUGAUCAUCAUCUUGGGUAUGAUGCAGGUGUCGAAGCGUGUUCCCUUCGAUGAUCCUUUCGUGCUCAACGUCGUUCGCGCCGUCUAUCUCGCCAGCAACGUCAUCAUUGCUGCUCUCUACUUCUACACCCAGCUGAAGAUCAACAAGAAGAAGGACCUCACAACCCUCAAGUAUGUCGAGCCCGCUCCCAUGGGCUCCACUGAGGAGGGCAAGCUUGUCACCACCACCAUCCACGCCUACGACAACCAGCAGAUCCGCACCGCUUUCCGUGGCCAGGCUAUGGGCAUGGCCAUGAUGGCCUUCAUGCACAUCUACAUGAAGUACACCAACCCUCUUCUCAUCCAGAGCAUCAUCCCUCUCAAGAGCGCCUUCGAGAACAACAUGGUCAAGAUCCACGUCCUUGGCCAGCCUGCCGCCGGUGACCUCAAGCGUCCCUUCAAGCAGCCCCAGGGUUUCAUGAGCGCCAUGCAGGGUGGCCCCGCCCAGAGCGACAAGAAGGCCGUUGAGGCUGCUGAGCGCGCUGGCCGUGGUGGUGCCAAGGAGGAGUAA
Fusarium mangiferae is the source of this 576-nucleotide messenger RNA. RefSeq names its product putative PHO88 (involved in phosphate transport). The record is from RefSeq and is a predicted model, not a curated record. Gene Ontology annotation, biological process: protein targeting to ER. Lineage: Eukaryota; Fungi; Ascomycota; Sordariomycetes; Hypocreales; Nectriaceae. The coding region runs from base 1 to 576 and encodes 191 amino acids. Gene Ontology annotation, cellular component: endoplasmic reticulum; mitochondrion. The transcript is spliced from 3 exons.